Mytilus californianus (California mussel) is the source of this 3600-nucleotide messenger RNA. RefSeq lists its product as uncharacterized. Gene Ontology annotation, molecular function: protein binding. The transcript is spliced from 14 exons. Lineage: Eukaryota; Metazoa; Mollusca; Bivalvia; Mytilida; Mytilidae. The record is from RefSeq and is a predicted model, not a curated record. The coding region runs from base 126 to 3254 and encodes 1042 amino acids.
AUAUGGCUGCUCUAUGUAAUUGGCUGCUGCACUGUUGGGAUUUGGAUUAUAACGACUAAAACAUGUUAUAAUACUAAAACAUGAAUAAGUUAAAAAGGAUGGAGAGACAGUUGAAUUAGAAGAAAAUGGUUUUAAUGUUAUGGUUACAAAUCGUACUGGUCAUAUCAGCAUGUAUAGCAUAUGAUAUGAAAUGUCCAGUAACCAGACAAUGGCAGUAUAGAGCAAAAAGUUUUUGCACGAAUGAGACAAAAUAUGUAUGUUUAUUUCAUGAAAUGAAGGGAAGUUACGAGGAAAGGUGCAUAGGACCUGAUGGAAUCCAAAGAGGUUUUAAACUGGUACUUAGACCAAAUGUAUUAAACAGUCAAUGUGACAUUAAUCGUUACCAGCCGAUUCCAUUCUUGACAACAGAAAACAGUGAUUGUGUUUAUCGAAAAUCCGUUUGCAACGAUGAAGGACUGAUUGUUCACAACAUAGGAACAAAUGCAAGUGACAUAACUUGUCGUUGUGAUUAUCAAAGAGGAUAUACCUUUGUAAUUAAACCAAAGAACAUUUGCUACUGUCUGCCAUCAGAAGAAGAUUGUUCCUGUUUUCUUAUAACAUGUGCAAAAUUAACAUCAGAUUAUGCAUGUUUGCAAAACGAAGAGCUUUCCUUAGGACGAAAAUGCCCUACUAUAUCCAAUAACUUAACUCAAUUAGACAAAGAAGUAGAAACAGUCUUUUACAAAGAGGAAAACGAUUUAAAGCCAACGGAUUCCGAUAUGACUUCAUGUAUAAUAAUUUCAAGUUUGAUUGUCGUGUUUAUAAUAUCAACAGGUAUUGCUAUUGCAGUGGUAGAUGGCCGAUUUGUAAUAUGUGUGAAAGAUGAAAAGAAUGAAACACAGUCGGAUUCGCAGUCUUACUUAGUUGAGAAACAACAUAUGAAGCAACAACCAGAGAAUAGUUUUGAAUCAGAAAAAAAUGGAACGAAAGAAAUACAAUCGGAUACACAGUCUCCUUCGGUCGAUGAAAAGAUUGAAAGCCAUUCGAAUGCACAAUCUCCUUCAUUCGAUCAAUAUUACCGACAAACUUCACAAGGUAGUGUUAAAGAAUCUACACAAAAGAAAUUUAUGAAGACGAGUUUAGAAGUCUGGGAAAAGAUGGAUGGGUUUUACUUUGAGACAAGCAUGUUUCCAUUGGUGAUGGAUGCCUUGGAAACUUCGAAUUGUGUAACUUUAAUUGGAGCGUCAGGGGAAGGGAAAACUGUCAGUGCAAUACAUGCAGCCCUUCAAUACAGACAAAAAUCUCCUUCAUUUGAAGUUUUAGAAAUUUUCAAUCCAAAUGAACUUAUUAAAUCAAUUGAUGUGGAUAAACAACAGUUUUUUCUCGUCAAUGAUCCACUGGGUAAGCAGUGUUUGAACGAAAGUUCUCUAGGUGACUGGGUUCAAAUGUCUAAAAGACUUAAAGACGUUCUAGCUGGUGGACAUAUAAAAAUAGUAUCCACCAUUAGAAAACCUUUAUUCAAGAAAAAUGAAAUCCGGAUAAAGGAAACUAUUUUUAGAGAAUAUAUUAUUGAUUUUUCAUCAGAAAUGAAUCGUCUUUCAAUAAAAGAUAAGAACGGCAUCUUAGCAAAAUCUAUCAAACAUACUGGAAAACACUUAGACUGUAAGAUAAAGAACAAAAUGACAACUGAUACGUAUCAUCCCGGAUUCCCACUUUUUUGCCACCUCAUAUGCUCAAAUCCACAUCGCUAUAGACAUGAUACAGUCGAUCCUUGUUCUGUUCUCAUAGAAGAGUUAAAAGAGUUUUUGACUGUGGAAAGUUUCCAUUAUUGCUGUAUUGUGUUAGCCUUUAUGCAUGACAACGUAUUUGAUAUUAAUGAUUUAACUGCUUGCGAAGAUAUCGAGUUCUCAGGAUCUGAUAUUACAGACACAAAAAAAAUCCUUAGCAUUAUAAAAUCGUGUCAGAUCAAAACGGACGACAAGGAUUGUUUUGAAAAAUUGAAGAGCGGAUUCGAAGCUCUUUCAGGUGCUUACUUCAUCAACAAUAAUCCAGUUUAUAAAAUUUUACACGAUAGCAUCACUAGCGCAGUGGCAUACACUUAUGGAAUGGCUAAUAUUGUGAAGAUUCUUAAAUAUAGUGGUUCAUCAAUCAUAAGAGAAUAUGUCCGAACUAAGCAAUCGAAAAAGGAUGACGAUAACAUGAUUAUUGAAAUAAUCGUAAGUUCUAAAUUUCAAAGAAUGCUAGCAAAUAGGUUUAUUCAAGACAUUGAAUUGGGAGAUUCUGCAAACGUUUUCUUAAAUCCUUCUUUUAUUGACGAAGAAUUUCAGAGCAUGUUUCUUAAAGAAUUGAUGUCAAUGGACAAAUCUAAAAUGCUUAAAAUAAUGUCAACGACUUCCCAUGAAGUAAGUCAACAGCUUAAAGAUAUCAGAGAAUAUACAAAAUUUGCCUUAGAUGUCGCAAUUUUAUCAGCAGCACCAGUUCAUUGGUUGUGUAGACUAGGACUUUGCGAAAUACUAAAAGCAGUUCUUUCGAAAACUGAGGAUAAACUGAAAUUUUUAAAUGAAUUAAAAGUUCACACAACACCUUUGCACUUUGCAGCAGGAUAUGGUAAGAUAGACGUCGUUAGAUAUCUAAUAUCGAUAGAUGUUGAUAUCAAUGUGAAAUCACAACUACAAAUGUUAGAAAAUCCUAAAAUAGGAGAGUACUUCUCCGGGUUUCCACCACUAUUAUAUGCAGCAAGACAAAACCAUCCAGAUGUGGUUGAAUAUAUGCUGCAACAUGGGGCGAACCCAAAUUUAGUCAGAGACCACGGUGGUUCACCAAUGCUACUUGCCGCUGAUAGAGGUCAUACUGAAGUAAUCAAACAUCUCUUGAAAUACCAUGGUGACCCAAACCUCUAUUGUGAUCACGGAACUACACCAAUAAUACUUGCAGCACAGGGUGGUCAUUUGGAGAGUCUAACUGCUUUGAUAGACGGGAAAGCCGAUUUAAACUGGCAAAGAUUUGAAAGUGAAGGAAAAAUUUCAGCUCUUUUGGCCGCUGCAAAAAAUGGACAUAUGAAAUGUGUUGAAGUUUUGAUCAACCGUGGUGCCGAUAUAGAAUUAAGUGAUGUAAAUGGAUCAUCACCCUUACUGCUUGCCAUUCAAAACCACCAUUUUGAUACAGCUAGAGCUUUAUUCAAACUAGGGGCUAGCAUUAAUGCUGUAAAUAAUAGUGAGGAAUCUCCAUUACAAUUCGCUAAAUUAUCAAAACUAGACUUUAACGAAGAUGCAUGAUAAUAAAUCUCAAUCUGUUAUCAUAACAUACUUUUCAAAAUAUACUGAUCAAAGAGUUGGAGCUUCGUUAUUUUGCCUCUGAUUUCGUUGAUGUUUACAUUGACAACGGCACGUACGCCCUUAGUUUCUAACGAUAAUUUUCUAUCUCUAGCGAGUAGCAUGAUAUGAAAAAAUAUUACAAAAAUCUUCUACAUCAUAAGUAGUCAAUUGUGAUUAGAAUAUGUCAUGCUCUUCUUUGUAGUAAUUCUGGAUAAGUUGUAAAUGAAUUAAGACUGACCGAUACAGAUCUAUAUCUUGAGAUUAAUUAACUUUGUUACACUUGUAUAAAGAAAAUAACGACUUGCUA